AUGUUGGUGGUAACUUUAGAAUCACAUGUACUUAUGGACAUCAACUAUAGUUAUAAUUUGGAGUCCCUAACGAACUCAACAAAACAACCAGGAUGUCAUUUACUUCUAGGUCAAGAGAUUGCUACUCCCGCAUGCGAAGAGAUAACAAUUCAUGUAACAAGAAGUGUUGAAGUUCCUCUGCAAUUAGGUGUUGAUGAUCCCUAUCAUUUUAAGAUUGAUAUUGAACAGGUGCAACAAAGAUUAAAUUUGAUUAACAAAAUAUAUGAUAAUGUAGUGGUAGUCGGGUUAAUGAUAUUGAAUGUUGAGUUUUAUAAUUACAGUAAUGUGAUAGAAGAGUUAAAGUCUCAGCCAUCUCUACAAUCCGCUAAGGUUAUAUUCCAUUAUGAACCUACAAUCAAAAAUAUUAAGGUGGAUCAUCAUCAAAGAAAUGCUGUUGAUGCAGAAUUGAUAUUGAAUUGUUAUUUGUUCGAUACUGGAGACAGAAUUGGAUACAUUCUGAAACAGAAUGUGAUCGAUAUUGUACCUAGCGAUAUUGUAGUCAAUAAUGGUAUUGGUAUUUCAAAUUAUACUUUUGCUUCUUCUAGUUCCUCACGAAACAAAAAUCCACAGGCAACAACAUUACAAGACAAUGAUGAAGAAGAAAAUAAUCGUGAUGAAAUUAAGCUUCGGAAAUUAAUUAAAAUGAUAGAUAAUAUGAUUCAUUAUUUAGAAAUGUUUGAAAAUGGAGAAUAUAUCAUAAAGGAGAAGAAAGGUAUAAAAAUAAAUGAUAAAAUACUGCGAAGAAUAUCAAUAUUAAUAUCAGAUUUACAAAAAAGUCCUACAAAGGAUAUUGAAGAUGAGAUAAUGAAUAAAGAGAACGAAAUACGUAUCAUACAGAUAGCAUGCGAACAAUGGGAAAUGUUGAACAAGUGA
Messenger RNA from Naumovozyma dairenensis CBS 421, 912 nucleotides. It is a transcript of the gene CSI1, whose product is annotated as Csi1p. The transcript has a single exon. NCBI's taxonomy places the organism in Eukaryota, Fungi, Ascomycota, Saccharomycetes, Saccharomycetales, Saccharomycetaceae. The coding region runs from base 1 to 912 and encodes 303 amino acids. The record is from RefSeq and is a predicted model, not a curated record.